Mycotypha africana is the source of this 231-nucleotide messenger RNA. RefSeq lists its product as uncharacterized. Lineage: Eukaryota; Fungi; Mucoromycota; Mucoromycetes; Mucorales; Mycotyphaceae. The annotation marks the transcript as partial. The transcript has a single exon. The record is from RefSeq and is a predicted model, not a curated record.
GUAAUAACCGCGCUUUCAAAAGCUCUCAUGCCAGCAGCGGCAGACGACAGUUACGUUGCGGUGCCUACAGAAUUUAUUACCGGAAGAAAAUGCGACGACUUGUAUGCUCCAUCGAAUCCCUUGAGUUCGUUUCCUCCAAUAGUGGUGGAGAUGCAAAAGAAGGUUGAUCAUAAGUUUCUGACUCGCGUCAUUCAAUACUGUACGCUCACAUUUGAGCGCUACAACUCGGCA